AUGACCAGGCUCACCAUCAACCCCGAGAACACAGUCUUCGACGUGAAGCGUCUCGUCGGCCGCGAUUACAAGGACAAAUCGGUUCAAGAGGAUAUCAAGCUGUGGCCCUUCAAGAUCGUCGACAAGAGCAACAAGCCGUACGUGCAGGUGAAGGUCGGCAAGGAGGACAAGCAGUUCACCCCCGAAGAAAUCUCCGCCAUGGUGCUGAUCAAGAUGAAGGAGAUCGCCGAGAGUUACUUGGGCAAGGAAGUCAAGAACGCCGUCGUCACUGUGCCCGCUUACUUCAACGACGCCCAGCGCCAGGCCACCAAGGACGCCGGAACCAUCGCCGGACUCAACGUUGUCCGUAUCAUCAACGAGCCCACCGCUGCCGCCAUUGCCUACGGACUGACAAGAAGGAGGGUGCUCGCCACCAACGGAGAUACUCACUUGGGAGGAGAAGACUUCGACCAGCGCACCAUGGAGUACUUCAUCAAGCUGUAUAAGAAGAAGACUGGAAAGGACAUUCGAAAGGAUCACCGUGCCGUCCAGAAGCUCCGCCGCGAGGUCGAGAAGGCCAAGCGAGCCCUGUCCACGCAGCACCAAGUCAAGGUCGAGGUCGAGGCCAUGUUCGACGGAGAAGAUUUCUCGGAAACGCUCACUCGUGCCAAGUUCGAAGAGCUGAACAUGGAUCUCUUCCGCGCCACCCUCAAGCCGGUCCAGAAGGUUCUCGAGGAUUCCGAUCUGAAGAAGACUGACGUCCACGAGAUUGUCCUCGUCGGAGGCUCUACAAGAAUCCCCAAGGUCCAGCAGCUCAUCAAGGAAUUCUUCAACGGCAAGGAGCCAUCGCGUGGCAUCAAUCCUGAUGAGGCCGUCGCCUAUGGUGCUGCCGUUCAAGGAGGUGUUAUUGCUGGAGACAGCGGAACCGGCGACAUUGUGCUGCUCGACGUCAACCCGCUCACCAUGGGUAUCGAGACCGUUGGAGGAGUGAUGACGAAGCUGAUCCCCAGGAACACUGUUAUCCCGACCAAGAAGAGCCAGGUCUUCUCCACGGCCGCCGACAAUCAGAACACUGUCACCAUCCGCGUCUUCGAAGGUGAACGCCCGAUGACCAAGGACAACCACGAGCUCGGAAAGUUCGACCUCACUGGCAUCCCUCCGGCCCAGCGCGGAAUCCCCCAGAUUGAGGUUACCUUCGAAAUUGACGUCAACGGCAUUCUCCACGUCACCGCUGAAGACAAGGGCACUGGCAACAAGAACAAGAUCACCAUCACCAAUGAUGCCAACAGGUUGUCGCCCGAAGACAUUGAGCGCAUGAUCAAUGAUGCCGAGAAGUUCGCCGAUGAGGACAAGAAGCUGAAGGAGCAGGUCGAAGCCCGCAACGAGCUCGAGUCGUACGCCUACAGCCUGAAGAACCAGAUCGGCGACAAGGAAAGCUCGGCGGCAAGCUUGACGAUGACGACAAGAAGACGAUCGAGACUGCCGUCGACGAGGCCGAUCUCAUGGCUCGACGACAACAAGGAGGCUGGCGUCGAGGAGCUGAAGGAAAAGAAGACCGAGCUCGAGGGCAAGGUGCAUCCGAUCGUCUCCAAGCUGUACAAGGACGGCGAGGGUGGCGGUGCUGAAGCUGGCGGAGAAGCCGAAGAGAAGGAUGAAAAGGACGAGUUG
This is a messenger RNA of Mesorhabditis spiculigera, 1647 nucleotides long. NCBI's taxonomy places the organism in Eukaryota, Metazoa, Nematoda, Chromadorea, Rhabditida, Rhabditidae. The record is from the annotation of a GenBank genome assembly.